Molecule: messenger RNA, 930 nt
Organism: Tupaia belangeri chinensis (Chinese tree shrew)
Lineage: Eukaryota; Metazoa; Chordata; Mammalia; Scandentia; Tupaiidae
Product: olfactory receptor 8S1
Exons: 1
Coding region: 1-930 (309 amino acids)
Biological process (GO): G protein-coupled receptor signaling pathway
Cellular component (GO): membrane
Molecular function (GO): olfactory receptor activity; G protein-coupled receptor activity
Source: RefSeq, a predicted model, not a curated record
AUGGGAAACCACAGCAUAUUCAGUGAAUUCCUCCUCCUCGGGCUGUCUGCUGACUCCCACAUCCAGAUUCUGCUCUUCAUGCUUUUCCUGGUGAUUUACCUCCUGACCUUGAUGGGGAACCUGGUGAUGCUGCUGGUGAUCAGAGUGGAUUCCAACCUGCACACACCCAUGUACUUCUUCUUGGCACAGCUGUCCUUCCUGGACCUCUGUCACUCAUCUGUCACAGUCCCCAAGAUGUUAGAGAAUCUACUUUCUGAAAGCAAAACCAUCUUUGUAGAGAGCUGCUUGGCUCAGGCCUUCUUUGUGUUUGUCACGGGUGGCACCGAAGCCUGUCUGCUGGCUGUGAUGGCCUAUGACCGCUAUGUAGCCAUUAGCUCCCCUCUGCUCUAUGGCCAGGUGAUGAGUGACCAUCUCUGCGUUGGGCUGGCCGGGGGAUCCUGGGGCCUGGCCUUCGUUGAUGGUCUCAUCAAUAUCCUUCUGGCUGUCAAUUUAGACUUUUGUGAGGACCAAACUAUUCCCCACUUCAGCUGCGAGCUGUCUUCUCUCUUCCCUCUGUCUUGCUCUGAUACCUCUACCAACUUCACACUCUUGCUCUGUUCCUCUGUCUUGCAUUUCUUUGGAACUUUUCUCUUGAUCUUUUUCUCUUAUAUUUGCAUUGUCUCUACCAUUCUGAACCUCAGUUCCACCUCAGGUCGAAGGAAGGCCUUUUCUACCUGCUCCUCCCACCUCACUGCUGUGAUCUUGUUCUAUAGCUCAGGCUUCCUCAGCUAUCUCUUACCAUCUUCAGGUUCCCCCCUGGAGAUGAUCUGCCCUCUGCAGUACAGUGUGCUCACUCCCAUGCUGAAUCCCCUCAUCUACAGCAUGCAGAACAAGGAGGUGAAGGCCGCUGUGAGAAGACUGUUCAGAAAAUAUUUUUUUUCUUUCAUGUAG